GGAAAACUCCAUUCCCCACAAUGCCCUGUUGUCAUGUGGGCGAAGAAGGCUAAACCGAUGAAGAGCCUCCACUUGGUAUUACUUGAUUAAAUCUUGAUUUUAUCAAUUGAAUAUCGCCUUUUCCCGCUCGGUAAAAUAUCGCAGGCGUUGGAAAACCCCGGGUGGACUGAACCGCUCGCACAUCGCGGACGAUCCGUCGCUGUCAAGCAGGAAUCAUCAAAAAUAAGUGAGGACAUCCGGUGACCGAGGGACAACGAUGGUGUCCGAGCUGCCGACUCACUAAGUUCUGCCAGAGAAGACGUCUGAUGAGAAAUUACUGCAACGUUACAGAUCCCGGAAUGGAAGAAAAGGCAAACGGCUCUGUUGACACCAAAAGCCCAGUGGAGAACGGUCAGGUGCCCGACCCGGCCAACUGGGGGGUCGCUGAUGUCGUCAACUACUUCAAAGCUACGGGGUUCGAGGAACAAGCCACGGCUUUCCAGGAUCAGGAAAUCGACGGCAAGUCCCUGCUCCUGAUGACGCGUAACGACGUCCUGACGGGGCUGUCGAUAAAGCUCGGCCCAGCGUUGAAGAUCUACGAGUAUCACGUGAAGCCACUGCAGACUCAGCACCUGAAGAGCAACGCGUCGUAGCAGCACACGCUGUCCCCAGCAACUCACCCCAGCGACAAUCAACCCGUCAGGAGAUCCCAGGUCAGCUGCCGCGUCACAGACAACUCUUGUCACCGUGGCCCCAGAACAGGAUUUGAAUGCUGUGUGUUUUUUAUUAAGCAUGGGUUGACCGUGGAGUCCACUCAGCUGUUUACCCUUUCAGCCAUUCUUAUUUCUGCUGCGUGAGGUAUGUAUUUUAUUUGUGAGUGUGAGAACAAAUUUGGGGCGGGGGGGGUCAGAAUUGAAUUAAUCUUGUUUGUUUGAACGUAUUUGUACUUCAGAUGAUAUAGUUGAAAGCUGUGUCUGUUCUGUGUUUUAUGAACACUUUGAUAAAUGCAGACAGUUACUCUGAUGCAUCCCAUUUUACCCCAAAAUUUCCACGAAUCGUCCUUUCACAUGUAAUUCACAAUAAAGUUUUUUUUAUUUUCAGAACACAACAAGCCACCUUCUCUAUCCAGGCCCGAGGCUCGUUACACAAACAAAUAUUUAUGUGUAUAUAUAUUCUUAUUAUUAUAUUUCCUACCUGUGGUGCUCUCAGCAUUUUGUCACAACUGUAUUGAAGUGUGUAUGACUAAUGUAUAUGUGCAGCAUAACACUGGAGUGUGAAUAUCUGAAGCAAAGAUUUGCAAUAAAUGGUGCUCUUUUCUCACCAAAGAACAACAUCGGAUGAAA
Pleuronectes platessa (European plaice) is the source of this 1322-nucleotide messenger RNA. RefSeq names its product sterile alpha motif domain containing 13 (gene samd13). The transcript has 5 exons. The record is from RefSeq and is a predicted model, not a curated record. Lineage: Eukaryota; Metazoa; Chordata; Actinopteri; Pleuronectiformes; Pleuronectidae. Bases 306 to 632 code for a protein of 108 amino acids. Gene Ontology annotation, molecular function: protein binding.